AUGGCGAAAGCGGUGAAACUGAUAGGCGCCUUCGGCAGCCCAUUCGUCCACCGCGCCGAGGUGGCACUGCGCCUGAAGGGCGUCCCCUACGAGCUCAUCCUUGAGGACCUGACCAACAAGAGCGAGCUGCUGCUCCGUCACAACCCCAUCCACAAGACGGUGCCGGUGCUCCUCCAUGGCGACCGGCCGGCCAUCUGUGAGUCCCUGCUCAUCGUCGAGUAUGUCGACGAGGCUUUCGACGGCCCGCCACUCCUCCCCGUCGACCCCUACGACCGCGCCAUGGCACGGUUCUGGGCCCAGUUCGUCGAGCAGAAGUGCUCGAUGCCGUUUUGGAUGGCGGUGUGGCUGGAUGACGGCGAGGCGCGGGAGGGAUUUGUGAGGGAGACGAGGGCGAACCUUUCUCUGCUGGAAGCGCGGCUCCAGGGGAAGCGGUUCUUCGCCGGCGACGCCGUGGGUUACCUCGACUUCGCCGCGUGCGGCCUGGCGCACCUGCUGGGACCGAUAGAGGAGGUGGCCGGGGCGAGCCUGGUUGGCGCCGCCGAGUUCCCGGCGCUGAGGCGUUGGGCGGAGGCGUACACCUCCGACGAGACCGUCAGCGCGUGCCUGCCGCCGAGGGAGCAGCUCGUCGCCAACUUCGCCGGGAAGAAGGAUAGGAUCAAAAUGGCGGUCAACGCGAUGGUGCAGCCAUUAUAA
Molecule: messenger RNA, 693 nt
Organism: Lolium rigidum
Lineage: Eukaryota; Viridiplantae; Streptophyta; Magnoliopsida; Poales; Poaceae
Product: glutathione transferase GST 23-like
Exons: 2
Coding region: 1-693 (230 amino acids)
Biological process (GO): glutathione metabolic process
Cellular component (GO): cytoplasm
Molecular function (GO): glutathione transferase activity
Source: RefSeq, a predicted model, not a curated record